AUGCCUAGGAGACGUAUUAUGCCGAAAACGGUGACUUGGUUGAGCGAAGAAAUACACGAGCCGCAAAGUUUAACUACUUCAUUUCACUUUUAUGAAAAGUUCCAAUUUGGAAAUAUCACAGCGAGUAUUGGAGAUUAUGUGCUUGUCUCGAACGCUGAUGCAGCUGAACCGGAUACGGAAGCGGGCUGUGAUGCAGCUCGAAUUUUAUCUCUGUAUGAAGAUCGCACCAAUUCCAAUGAUCCGUUCAGAGCCAAGGUCCAAUGGUACUCAUGGCCCAAUGAUCUACCAAACUGGUGUUUUAACAAUAUAGACACUAUUAGCUUUUUAGAAAAAGAGGUCAUUGAAGACCAUCGCCCUUUCAAUAGUGAUGUAUCAAUUGAAACUUUCUUCAAAAAAUGCUCUAUUACUUUUACAUUUACAAGGGACAUAGACACAGACAUCAGAGCGCCAUACCAUUAUCUUUGUAGAUACCGUGUCAUGGCUUUGAGUAAACGUAAAGUAAAUAUAGAACCUGUACUUGAUGAUGAACGAAAAGCCUUAGCGUUACUAAAGACACCUAGCAAAACUCCAUCUAAAGUAACACCUGCUACUCCAACCUUAGUUUUACGAUUGAGUAGAGUAUCAAUCACAGAGAAAAACUGGAGUGUUAGCAAAAAUGAUGGUACAAAACUACUCCUCAAAAGAGCAAUUUUAGCUGAUAAAACUGAAAAAGAUUCUCCUAAAAAAGCAAUUCCUAAAUCAGCACAGAAAAAAGUGCCAGAAACACCAAAGAGCUCAAGGGCACUGAAUAGAAAUAAUAUAGAAGAAGUUUUAUCUAUGGAAUUAAAAGAAAACUCAGAUGAAGAACUUCCAACAUUGGUCAUUAGACAGCAUGUCCCAUCAACACCAAAGAGAAAGCAGUCAAUAUCAAAAACAAGUGAAGAAACUCCAAAAAAAGUUUUAGUUUUUGAAGAUGAUGAAAUGGCUCCACCUACCCCUAGUUCUUUGCGAAAGAAGGCCCCUAUCAGCUAUAUGGAAGAAGAUGUCUCACCUGUGAAAAGAACUCCCAGGAAAUCUGUACGUAAAAUGAAUGAAAGUGAUGAUGAUUUUAAGCCAUCUCCACAAACUCCUAAGACACCGAGAACGCCUAGAAAUAGGACUCCUGCGCAAACACCCAAGCGUAGUGUAACUAAGAGGAUAUUAACAAGCCAAUUGACUCCAAGCUUACAUAAUAGGGCACACUCUAUUGAUAAUAUUGAUGAUUUUCUCCAAGAAAACAAAUCACUGCCCGGGAGGGAGUCUCAAAUGGAUGAAAUAUUAUCAUUUGUCAGAACCAAACUCUUAGAUAGGAUUAGUGGUUGCAUGUAUAUAUCAGGUGUGCCAGGCACAGGCAAAACGGCAACAGUAUGUUCUGCUCUUAAGUACUUAAAGGAAGAAAUGGAUCUGCCAGACUUCCAACUGGUUGAAGUCAAUGGAAUGAGAAUUGCUGAGCCGCGCCAGGCAUAUGUGCAGAUUUAUAAACAGCUAACUGGCAAGUCAGUGGUAUGGGAGCAAGCAUGUUCCCUGUUGGAGAAGAGGUUCACAAAUCCAGGACCACGGAGAACACCAACUGUAUUACUUGUGGAUGAGCUUGAUGCACUUUGCACCCGUCGACAAGACGUACUGUAUAGCAUCAUGGAAUGGGCGGCGCACAACACGGCCCUGCUGACAGUUCUAGCUGUGGCCAACACAAUGGACCUGCCUGAGAGAGCACUAGCUGCCCGCGUGGCUUCCAGAUUAGGCCUGACACGCCUUACAUUCCCACCAUAUACGCACACACAACUUCAAAAGAUAGUGGCUAUGAGACUGGCUGGAGCCAAUGUUACAGCUGAUGCUGUACAACUUAUUGCGAGGAAAGUAGCAGCCGUAUCAGGAGACGCUCGGCGUGCAUUAGCAUUGUGUACCCGCGCUUUGGAGCUGGCCGGGCCGGAGGGCGCUGGACUGAAGGAAGUUCAACAGGCGUUAGGGGAAGCGGCGUCUAGUGCUGCAGUCCGUGCAAUCAAACAUUGUUCACCUGCUGAAAGACUUAUGUUGAGAGCUGUUGCUGCUGAGGUGGAGCGCACAGGGACAGAUGAAACGACUUUAUCACGUGCGUUAGCCACGGCGGCUGCCAUCAUUGCCCUGGACGGUCGUCCAUACAAAUCAGCGCCUAACAUCCGUGCACCCACAUCUUCACAGGCGCAGGCGAUAUGCGCAAGACUCGCCUCCCUAAGGUUGUUGUUAAUGGAGCCGAAACCGUCAGAGCCCAGGUUGCUGUUGAAUGUCAGUGCUGACGAUGUCCAUUAUGCGACCAAACAAAUUACUGUAUAA
Molecule: messenger RNA, 2328 nt
Organism: Arctia plantaginis
Lineage: Eukaryota; Metazoa; Arthropoda; Insecta; Lepidoptera; Erebidae
Source: the annotation of a GenBank genome assembly